AUGCCGCCCCCGGGCCGGGCGCCGCCGCUCGGGCUCCUGCUGGCGCUGACUGCGCUCCGGUGCCCAGGCGGCCAGGCAGCCCCGUGCGCGCAGGGCCGCCUGGAACGCGGUGAUGCCCAGAGCCAUUGCCUGGGUACCAUGGAGCCGGGCUUCCUGUUGGCACCGACGCAGCUGUCGCCAAAACCUAAGAUGGAGAGCCGAGGGAUCGUGGAUAGCCUGCAGAGGUUUUCCUCGCUCCCUGCCUAUCUACCCACAAGCUUCCACAUCGCCGACGCGGAGGAGGCCUUCUUCCUUAAGGAAGCCAACCAGGACGUCACGAGGAACUCCAGUCUGCAGGCGCGGGUGGAGUCAUUCUUUGUCUACCGGGCCAGGACCCCCCCGACCAUCAAUGCCAGCUAUGGCCCAUUUUCAGCAGAGAAGACAAUCCCGCAGGAGCUCUUGUUGACUUCCCCAGCCUUUGGAAACAUGGAGAAGUUUCCCUUCAACUGGAAGCUGAAAUCCCACAUCCUCGACAGCUCCAUCUACUCCAACAGACCCAAAGUGCAGACCUUGUUUUAUAUCACUGGGAGGGACUGGGACGACAGCGACCCCGAGGAAGAUCUACCGUGUGUCAAGAUGUUUGCCUUCCCCGAGGCCAGGGAAGUGGCAGCCAGCUGUCGGCUGCAAGGGGACCCGGGGCUGUGUGUGGCCGAGCUGGAGCUGCUGCCUGAGUGGUUCAGCUCUGGGCUGGACCUGGAGCCCGAGGAGGAAAUCCCGGCUUUGCUGGGGGGCACUGCGAUGGAGCUCUUCUUCACACUGUACCCGGCUGACCAGGCCGGCCAGUGUCCGCUGGAGGAGGACGGCAAGUGGGAGAACAACAUCCACUCCGGCCAGGACAGCCCCCAGCAGGUGCCUCCAGCCCGGGAGAGGAUCGGGAGUGUGGUGGUCUACCCAACUCAAGACGAUCUGAAGUGGUCCCUGGUGAGCCUGGAUGAGAACGUUGUCAUCUCAGUACCCCUGAACCUCGUCCGGGAAGGGGACACGGCCACCUUUUUGGUCUCUCUGACCAGCAGCUCUGUGGCAGACCACUUCACUCUGAGAAUUAAGGCUGCAGCUGGUGUGAGAAUAUCGGCCGUGCGCGUCAGCAGUCAGCAGCAGUGGGCGGUCCAGGAGGACAUCGACAGCGGCAGCGAGCAGACAGCAGCCACCCUCACCUGUGUGGGCCACCACCCGGACACGCAGAGCAGGGCAAAUGGCUCCUUCUAUGAGAUCUUGCAAGUGGACUUUGGGAUCGACAACAGCAGUGGCCUGGCCGGGGCCCAGCCCAUCACCUGGCAGGUGGAGUAUCCGGUGGAGGACUCUAUGAGCGAACUGGCCGUCUCUGAGAUCUUCGUCAGCCAGACAUCCUUUGUGGGCAUCGUCCCUCUUGUAAUGGAUACGGAGGUGCUGAACACGGCCGUCCUCACGGGGAAGCCUGUCGCGGUUCCCGUCAAGGUCGUGGGCAUUCAGGAGGAUGGCUCCGUGGUGGACGUGUUGGAGGCUGUGGAGUGCAGGUCUGCGGACGAAGACGUCGUGAAG
This is a messenger RNA of Odobenus rosmarus divergens (Pacific walrus), 1557 nucleotides long. RefSeq names its product transmembrane protein 132B (gene TMEM132B). The annotation marks the transcript as partial. Lineage: Eukaryota; Metazoa; Chordata; Mammalia; Carnivora; Odobenidae. The record is from RefSeq and is a predicted model, not a curated record. The transcript is spliced from 6 exons.